Messenger RNA from Aureococcus anophagefferens, 1401 nucleotides. RefSeq lists its product as hypothetical. The annotation marks the transcript as partial. NCBI's taxonomy places the organism in Eukaryota, Pelagophyceae, Pelagomonadales, Pelagomonadaceae. Gene Ontology annotation, molecular function: structural constituent of cytoskeleton; GTP binding. The record is from RefSeq and is a predicted model, not a curated record. The transcript has a single exon. Gene Ontology annotation, cellular component: cytoplasm; microtubule. Gene Ontology annotation, biological process: microtubule cytoskeleton organization; mitotic cell cycle.
GAGAUGGUCACGGUGCAGGUGGGCCAGUGCGGGAACCAGAUCGGGCGUCGCUUCUGGGCCGAGCUCCUCCACGAGGCCGCGGCGCAGCAGCAGGCGUCCGGCGGCGCCGGCGGCGGCACCUACGACGCGGCCAUGAGCGCCUUCUUCCGCAACGUGGACGCGCGCUACGAGCCGCCGGCGGAGCUGGCCGUCGGGGCGCCGCUGAGCAGCCUCCGCGCGCGCGCGCUUCUGAUUGAUACGGAGGAGGGCGUCGUGUCCGAGACGCUGCGGGACCCGCGCUUCGGCGACCUCUUCGACGCGGCGCAGCUCGUCACGGACGUGAGCGGCGCGGGCAACAACUGGGGCCACGGCUACGGCGAGUACGGCCCCAAGUACGGCGACGAGAUCGAGGCCGCGGCGUCCGCCGCGCUCGAGCGGUGCGACAGCCCGCAGGCGUUCUUCUUCCUCCACUCCGUCGGCGGCGGCACGGGGUCGGGCCUCGGCAGCGCCGUGCUCGAGCGCUUCGUCGACGCGUUCCCGGACCUGUGCCGCUUCUCCGUCGCCGUGUACCCCGGCGGCGACGACGAGGACGUCGUCACGGCGCCCUACAACGCGGUCUUAGCGACGCAGCGGCUCACGGCCUGCGCGGACUGCGUCGUGCCCCUCGAGAACCAGGCGCUCCUCGACGUGUGCGCGCGGCGGUCCGCGCGCGGCGCCCAGGCGCCCGCGUCGGGCCGCACGGCGACGGCGGCGAAGGCGUCGAAGAGCGGCUUCGACGAGACGAACGACGUCGCCGCGCAGCUGCUGAGCCACCUCACGGCGGGCGCGCGCUACAGCGGCGGCCUCAACAUCGACGUCAACGAGAUCGCGACGAACCUCGUGCCGUUCCCGCGGCUCCACUACCUCACGGCGUCCUACGCGCCGCUGCUCCCGCGCGACUUCGGCGGCGGCGCGGCGGCGGCGCCGGACCGCGGCGGCGGCGACGACCGCGCGCGGCACCCGCGCCACGUCCAGCGCCUCUUCGCCGACGCGGCGUCGCCGCUGAGCCGCCUCGUCGCGACCUACGACGCGCAGCCCGCGCGGCCCGCGGCGACGCUCGCCGUCGCGCUCCUCGCGCGCGGCGACGUCGUCUCCGCGGACGUCGCCGCGGCCGCGGCGCGGCUCCGGCCCCAGCUGCGGCUGCCGCCCUGGAACCCGGACGGCUUCAAGGUCGGCCUCUGCGCCGUGCCGCCGCUCCGCGCGAGCCGCGCGGUGCUCUGCCUCGCGAACUCGACGGCCAUCGCGCGGAACUUCUCCGCGCUCCGCGACCGCUUCGUCAAGCUCUACCGCGCCAAGGCCAUGGUCCACCACUACGCCAACUACAUCGACGGCGCCCUCUUCGACGAGGCCCUCGCCGACCUCGAGGCCCUCGUCGGCGACUAC